Paramecium primaurelia is the source of this 3904-nucleotide messenger RNA. NCBI's taxonomy places the organism in Eukaryota, Ciliophora, Oligohymenophorea, Peniculida, Parameciidae. The record is from the annotation of a GenBank genome assembly.
AUGUAUUUUAUUUCUUUUUUUAUUUUUGGUGUUCUGGCAGAAAUAUUAUAAAGUAUUCCAAAUGAAAAUAACUAUUUAUUUCCAACAAAAGAAUUAGAAUGCUAAAAUAUUAAACUUAUGCAAAAUGAAAAUUAUUAUCUAGAAAUUAAUAAAGUAGCCAACAUAUUUUAUAGAUUUUCAAAUGAUUUUUAAGAAUUAGUAAAUGAUAAAUGGAAUUUAACAUUUAUUAAUUUUAUUUCAUAAGUUGAAUAUGUGCCUGAUUAUUUUACAAUUCUUUAAAGUGAAUUUUUAUUAUAUGAUGAAGGGAAGUGCUUAUGUUCUCUAGUUUAGAAUUUAAGAAAUUUAGAUUACUCAAUUUAUUGUAAAGAUGUAAUGGUAUAAAAAAUUAUUUGUAUAUUAGAAUCAAUUAAAUGAAAUAUAUGAGUUUUCAUUUUUUAUUUUUUAUUAAGAUGGCCGAAAAUGUAAUUAGUUUUUAUUUUUGAAUCAACUCUUUUAUAUUCUCUGUAUAAUUGAAGAUCAAAUGCAAAUAAUUACAUUUGAUUUGAAAGGAAAUAAAUAAUAAUAAAAUUAUACUAUAUCUUCAUAAUAAUGUGAGGUGAAAUUUUAAAUUAUUCAACGUUUUUCUUUGUUAAUAACCUUUUAUAAAUGUAAUAAUUGGGAAAUACUGAUUUAUGAUUAUUAUAUAGAAGAUAUAAUAAGAAUUACUGAUUAAGAAAUUUAUUUAAAAGCACAAUCUAAUUCUAAUAAGUAUUUAUAAGACCUUUUAGUAUGUUAAGAUAGUCUUUACCUAAUUUUUGAUUAUGAAUAUUUUCAAAUAAAUAUUUUACCUUUUCAAUUCCCCAAAAAAGGUUUUGAUUCUAAUAUUCUUAUUGAUAAAAUUUAAAAUCUUUAAUUUUUGAUAUUAUAGAGUUGCACAUUAGAAAAUCAAAUAAUCUCAGAAUACACUAUUCAUUCUUUAUAAACUGAUUUUGAAUAAAAAAAUUUGUUAAAAAUUAUGAAAUUAGGACCUAAUUUAACUUUUUUAAUCUAUAGUGAUUAUUUAAUUGUCAAACUUACAGAAGAUAUAUCAUAAUAAAUUCAUAUGGAGAUUAAUUCAGUUUGUUAUUUGUAAUAAAAACUCAAUUAUUUUUUUAUUGUUGAUAAAUAAAAUUAAGUAAACAUUUUUGAGUUAAAUUUAUUUUAAAAUUAUUUUAUUUAUCAAUAAAAUAUAAAAUAUGUUGGAUUUUUUACUAUUUAAGACUAAAUAGUUAAGUUAAUUAAAUGUUUUGUUAUAACUUAAAAUUCAGAUAAACAUGAUAAAUUAAAAACCUAAAUUGAUAUAUUAAAAUAUUAAAAUUUUAUAAUUUAAGUAGAUGAUAAUUUUGAUAAAAUUGAAAUUGAAAAAUCCUAAUUCAUUUCAAAUCGAAAUUUACAAUUGCAUUUUAUUUUUCCAAAUAUAUUUUAACAUAAAAUUUAGCAUUAUUAAACAAAUCGAUUAUGUAAUACAAAAGCAUUAAAAUUUAAUCAUUCUAGAAAAUUUUUAAUAUUUAAGAUAAACUCAGAAAAUUAUCUUCUGUUUAAUAAAUAAGAAUUUUUAGUAAUUUAUAAUUGUAAUUCUUAAAACUUUUCAUAUUUUAACAUUAAAAUAAAUUUAAAUGAAACUAAAAUAUUUUAUUUUUAGAAUGUUUAAUAAGCAUUAGUUUAAGAAAAAGAAGGAAGAAUAAUUACUUUUUAAUUAUAUUAUAAGACAUAAGAAUUUAUACCAUAUUAAAUACAUUAAUUUAAAGAAUAGAUUAGAAUUUCAUUAUCAUAUAGAAAUUCCUUGAUAAUUUAAUUAAAGAAUUCAAAAUAACUUUUUUUUUAAUAUUUAGAAAAAAGUACAUUCAUAAAUGAAACCUUCUACAAUACUAGUUUUUUUAAUAAUUAUAGUUAUUUUUAGAAGAAUAUUCAAAAUGCCAUAAAAAUUCUAAAUUUUUAUGAUAUAUUUAUAUUCCAAUAUGAAUCUUAUUUGAUAGUUUAAAUAGAAUAGUUAGUCACUUAAAGUAUAUUAUUUUAUAUAAAAUUAGCAAUCAAUUUAACAAUGGAACUAUUAGGUGGUUUCUAAAAGAGAAGUCAACCUCUCUAAAUAAUAUUGAUAGGAAUGACUUAGGAGAUGAACAGGAUUGAUAAAUAUUUAAUUACUAAAACUAACUUUUAUAAAAUUGCUACCUUUUACUUCUAAGAAUAUAUACCAAUUCAACCUUUAUAAUAUUAAUUUCAUGAAAACAAUUUAAUUAUAACAACCCAAUAAUAAAAUAAAGAUUAAUUUUAUAUCAUGCUAUUUUUCAUAAAUUAAGAAAGUAGUCUCGAAUACUAUGAAGUAAUAUCUACCCCUUAUUAAUAUUUUUAUGCAAUUUCUGAUUUCCUAUAUUAUUACAAUAAAAAUUUAGAACUAAUAGAGCACAAUAUAAAAUAUAUCUUUUUAGAUUAUGGUGUAAAAGAUCUUAAUUAAAUAAUGUUUAAUGUUUAAUUUUAAAUAGAUAUUAAAGAUCCUAAUUAUAAAAAUAAUAGCAUUUAUAGUGAAAAAUUAAAUUUAUUAGUGCUCAAUUACUAAGAAAAUUUAGAACUUAUAAAUAAAAGUAAUCCAAUAAUAGUAUUAAAUAAUAAUUAAGCGAUUAUAUAUCCAAAUUAAUUUGUACAUGGAAUAUUUUAUGAAUUUUAAUUAUAAAAUACGACAUCUUUUAAUCUACUAAGUCCAUUUAAAAUUGUUUCUAAAAAAAGAUGUCUUGAUUUUUAUUAAUAUUUUUGUGUAAUCCAAUUUGAUCCAUAAUUUAUUAUAUAAGACAUAACAAAAGAUAUUGAAUAAAAUUAAACAUUUUCAAUAAGAAUAACAGAAGAUCUUAAAAUUCAUGCCUGUAAUGAAGGAAUAAUAAUCAUAUAAUAAAUUGACUUAUAAAAUAUUAAAAUAUAAUAUUUUCAUAACGAAAUUGAAAAAUUUAUUUUUAUUUAAGGAUCACUCCAAGAAAGUUCAAUAAUAUUAUAAAUAUUAAAGGUUAAAACAUUUGAAUCAAUAAACUAUUAUUUUGUCAAUGAAGAAAUAACAUUUAUAUAUUCUUGUGCUUCUAACCAAAUUAUACAAUAUAAUUAUUAAUUUCACUAAACUGAUACUGAUAAGAUCUGCUAAACAUUAAUUGAAUUAAAUAUAAUUAAAAUUAUAUGCUUUUAAAUUUAAUAAGGAGUAAGUUUAUAAAUAUCAAAUUAUACAAUUCCUAUUUUAGAUAUAUAUCAGUCAAUAAACUUUAGUCAUUUUUUUCCUAACUUUACACAAGAAGCUAAAAUUUAAAUAUUAAAUUUAACCUAUACAUUAUAAGAUAUAUUAUAUUUUAAGAUUGUAGUUAAUUAUAAAAGAUAAUAGCUUAGAUAUGAAUAAGUCUUAUAAUUUUAUAUUUAGAUAACUUUGAAAAAUUAGGAAUAUUAAAUUAAAUUAAAUAAUAUAAUUAGGCUUCCUAAAUUUAAUGUGAAUUGUCAUUCAAUAUUAUUACAAAACAACUUAUUAUACUUUUGCCAAUCAUAUAUAAUCUACUUAUAUAAACUUUAAGAAGAAUUUUAAAUUUUAGAUUCUUAUGCUAUUCAAUCAUUUCCAGGUUAAUCAUAUUCUAUUUUCAAUAAUACUCAUAUAGCUAUAUACAAUCCAGUAAACAAAGAACUCAACAUAUUUAUUAUUGAUUUUUGGAGAUUAAUAAAAAAUGAUAAUAUUAUUGUUGAGGAUGAAUAAAAUGUAACAUUUUUACUUUAAAACUAUUUAACUCAGUUAGAACUUAAAGUAAAUGUUAUAAACUAAAGAAAACUUGAAAAUUACUUUAACUUUAUUAGAGUUACAAUAAUAAUAAUAAAUAGUUUAAUUAUCCAAAUAUUCAUUAUUAUUAAAAAGUAAUAGAGAAAGUGA